CCCACAGCUGAUUUCUUUUUCUUUUUUCUUUUUCUUUUUCUUUUUCUUUUCUUUUCUUUUUUUUUUUUUUCCACUUAAAUUCACUCCGCCCUUGUUGCUAUCACUCCGCACCUGAAUAUUCGUAGCAUUCCCUCCUGAGCUUGUGAUUCAACCAUUAAUAUCCUCGAUGCCUUGACCAACGGAACAUCUAGCUGCUUCUUUUCUUUUCCUUUCUCUUCUUUCCCUACGCCAAUUGUUCCUUUUCAGCACGACGAGAGACAUUCCAAAGACGCCUAAUUGAAAAUUACAAUAAAAAUCCGAAAAUAUAAUACGAGAAAAAAAAAGAGAUAUUUGCAGUGGAAAGACUGCCGACAUGCUCCCAAAGAUCCCCUUGGUCCUCCAGCAGGGCCACCAACAGAGCCGCUCAAGGUCCUCCAAGAAUAAUAGUGUUUCGUCCUUCGAUGAGUCGAGCGGCGCAUCUUCGCCCAGUGCAGAGGAUGAGACGGUGGUAGAACCCGAGCAGGGGAAUGUCCUCACUCAUAUUAUUUCGCAAUUGCGGCCGGGUGCGGACCUGGGCAGAGUUACGCUUCCCACAUUCAUACUGGAACCCCGAUCAAUGCUGGAACGGAUCACAAACUUCAUGGCCCACCCCGAAACGCUCCUUCCAAUGCCGGCAAUUGACGACCCUGUCCAACGAUUCGUGUCCGUGGUUAAGUUCUACCUCAGUGGAUGGCAUAUAAGACCUUUGGGUGUUAAAAAGCCAUUGAAUCCGAUCCUGGGUGAAACUUUUACAUGUUAUUGGGAUUACGAGGAUGGCACCCGCAGCUACUACAUUUCCGAACAAACUUCCCACCAUCCUCCCAAGUCGAGCUACUUUUUCAUGGCCCCCGAACAUCAUAUACGAAUCGACGGGACGCUGAAACCGCGCAGUAAAUUUCUGGGAAAUUCAGCUGCAAGCAUGAUGGAAGGAAUAGCAAUACUGUCCUUCCUGAAUAGGGGCGAACCUGGAAAGGGUGAAAGAUAUAUCGUGACUCAACCGAAUAUGUAUGCUCGAGGUAUCCUAUGGGGAAAGAUGAAGUAUGAACUCGGAGAUCAUAGCUACGUAAGAUGUCCCGAGAACAAUUUGUCGGCGGAUAUAGAGUUCAGAACCAAAGGUUAUUUUUCUGGAACCUACAAUGCCAUCGGGGGCGCCAUAAAAGAUGACAAAACAGGAGAGAUACUCUAUGAGCUAUCAGGGCUUUGGAACGGUGAGAUGUUCAUAAAAAAUGUUGCUACUGGACAAAAGGAGCUUCUUUUCAAUGCGACAAAUGCAAAGCACACGCCUCCUCUCGUCAGACCAAUAGAAGAGCAGGAGCCUCGUGAAUCGCAGAGACUUUGGAGUAGUACAGUCCAAGCGCUAAUUGCUCGGAACCAUGAUCUUGCCACGGAAGAGAAAACCAAAGUUGAAGAUAGGCAGCGGCUUGAGGCAUCAAAGAGGGUGGAAGAUGGAGUCGAAUGGCGGCCCAAACUUUUCCGUGUAGUUCAAGGCGGGCCGGGGAGACCUGAGGAAGGUGAAGAGGAUCUUGAGUGGAUUCUGAAUGCGAAAAUAGACGCAAACAAUCCGGCGGUCGCCGUGAAACAAAUCCUUUGUGUUGCAGCAAUUCUCCCGGGCCAAAAGCCUUCCUGUCAAUUCGAGAUACCACCCCAUCCCUCAUCACGAUCAAAUAACGUAGAAGCUGGCGCCUCUUCUGAUCAACUGGCAACCACCGCCACCACGAAAGCUCCAAUCGCCCAACAACAUAAUAAUAAUGACAAUCUCAUAGACUUUACCGAGGGUAGCAACGACGGGCACCUUAAUGAGAACAAGAUGCUAAAGCCAGGAAACUCAGCCGGCGCCAUGGAUAUCUUGGGUGGGGAUGGCCAAGGAGAUGCCCCCGCCCAAGCUUCCGCUUCCGCAGGUUACAACCCCCAAGACAUGUCAAAUAUCAUGACGCCGCUGCAGGCCACAAAAAGCACAACACAAACACGAUCCCUGAAUGGGCGGGAUUCCACCGCUUCAGACGAUGACGAUUUCGUCGACGCGCAAAGUUAAAGAAUGGAAAGAAAGGAGGCCGAUUUCUUCUUCCCCUCCCUAGAUCUGGCUUUGCGCUGCGCUUUUCUCAGCCUGAUUCCUCGCCCUAAUAUAUAUACAACUUUGCUUGAACCAUCUCAUUCACGGCGCCAACUUCUUCAUUAAUUAACUAAAAGCGUGUCCAUUGGCCUACACUACAACUGGCACAUCGCAAGUUUCAUGCGUGGAAACCCGGGCUAAACAUCACUGCCAGCCCAUUCGUCCCCUCCGAAAAUAUUCUUAACAAUACACCACCAACCGGCCGACCUAAUUUGUUUCUUGCGGAAAGAAAAAUAAAAUAAAAUUGAAGGGGGGAGACAAAAAAGAACCUAUAUGAGUCAGCGACGUUGGGGCUGGGACGAACGUCUGGAGUUUUAAUGGCCUGGCUUAACAUGUUUACAUUUCAUUUCCCUUCCUUCUUUUAAGGGAAGGAAGAAAAAAGGAAUCGAACGAAAAGUAAAAAAAAAAAGCCAAAGAAAAACAACUCAGGGAUGAGAGGAGGAAUCGAACAUAUAUCCUCUAACUGUACUGGCCUCGCCUCCGAGCUCAACCACCACUACCACCCCUCCCCUACCAAACAUUGUUAUUCUUUGGGAUUUUUUUUUUUUUCUUUUCGCUUUCUUUCUUUCAUGAUGGAUGACGAUGACGAUUAUUGUUUAUUUGUUUACUGUUUAUCCUUACUCUUAUCAGCAUUGGCAUUGGCAUUGGGCACCGGUAUCGUCCAAAACAAAAUCAUGAACCCCCACUUUUUUUUCGAAUACCUAAGGAGGAAAAAAUCACCGUUUUCAUCAAUUAGGAGAUUUUAGGAACCUUCUCUUAUGUAUUGAGGAGGAUGUUUAUUCUCACGGCUUUUUAUAACCACUUUUCAACAAUUUGUGGUUGUUUUUCACCUCUACCUAGUUAGGUAUGGAUUUAAUUACUUUUUGCAUUAUUUUCAGUUGGUUAUCCAUAUGCAUAUAUUUAUAUAUAGAAUAUUAUUUUUAUCAUAAGAGAGAAUUGACGAUAGGAUAUGACUCGGCAUUGCCUAUUGGAAGUAAGUUAGGUGGUAGAAACUCAAGGGUAUUAUUACUUUACACUAUAGAGGAGCACUCUUUUAACAAGGAGGUAGAAAGAAAACAAUAAGCGAUCCGUCGAGAAACUCCAAGAAAAUAAC
Messenger RNA from Blastomyces dermatitidis ER-3, 3221 nucleotides. Its product is annotated as oxysterol binding protein. NCBI's taxonomy places the organism in Eukaryota, Fungi, Ascomycota, Eurotiomycetes, Onygenales, Ajellomycetaceae. The record is from RefSeq and is a predicted model, not a curated record. Gene Ontology annotation, molecular function: sterol binding. The coding region runs from base 353 to 2050 and encodes 565 amino acids. The transcript has 8 exons. Gene Ontology annotation, cellular component: cortical endoplasmic reticulum; cytosol; intracellular membrane-bounded organelle.